Pyrenophora tritici-repentis Pt-1C-BFP is the source of this 1476-nucleotide messenger RNA. RefSeq lists its product as uncharacterized. NCBI's taxonomy places the organism in Eukaryota, Fungi, Ascomycota, Dothideomycetes, Pleosporales, Pleosporaceae. The record is from RefSeq and is a predicted model, not a curated record.
AUGGGUCGCACCGAAAAAUCUCAGGGUCUAGCGCCACCUGCUAUUCGUAAAGACAUUCGCGCAAAACAAGCACGCCAUGUUGUCAAUAAAAUCGUACCUGCGAUAUUAGCCUCAAAUGCAAGGGCUAGGAAAGGCGCAGACAAUAGCGAGCUUAUAGUAGACCCUGGGCGUCUUGGGACAGCCGAAAAAGAUGGAAUUAGAAGCAAGAAUGACGCACAUGCCAAUGAUGGCGAAGAUGGUGGAUAUGUCAAGAGGAAAGGUCAAGGACGGCGGAAAGCGAAAGGUGGUGGGGGUCUUGAGGAUGAACAUAUGGGAAAAGAUGAUGUCGCAAGGGAUAGUGGCAAAGGAAAGGGAAAAGGCAAAAAGCGCAAUGAUUCUCUGGAAGAAGACCUAUCGUCUUUGAACCUGGCGCAAACUGCGCCGCUAUCUCCAAAGAAAGAACGCAGCAUACGCAUUAUAGCAACCGACACGCUUACAGCUGCACAUAUGCUUACCCACCCGUCCUUGUACAACCCUACCAUGCCAUCGAAACUCUCUAAUAAGAAGUCUCCAAACACCUGUAUCCUCAACAUGGCCUCUCCUCUCCGCCCUGGCGGUGGUGUUCUGGCUGGCGCAACGUCACAAGAAGAAUACCUCUGCGCGCGUACAACGCUUCUCCCCAGCCUGAAAGAGACCUUUUAUCGGCUCCCUGAACUAGGAGGAAUCUACACGCCCGACGUGCUUGUAUUCCGAAACUCUCUCUCCCUUGGCGACAACGCGGGCGAACUAUCGCCGACUGAGAGGUGGUACGUCGACGUCGCCAGCGCGGGUAUGCUCCGGUUCCCAGAACUGGAGGGCGAGGAAGACGAAGUAAAGCGGUUGGGCAAGAAAGAUAGGCGGCUUGCAGAAGCGAAGAUCCGGGCCGUGUUGAGGAUUAUGGAGAGGAAGGGGGCGGAGAAAGUGGUGCUGGGUGCUUGGGGCUGUGGCGCCUAUGGAAACCCCGUCAAGGAUAUCGCUGAGGCUUUCCGAAGUGUGCUUGACGGAGUGCCCCACUCAUCCUCUACCAGUAAAAAGAGCAAAAACGGUCAUGCAGAACAGGAGACGUGGCCAGGUAUCAAGGAAGUUAUUUUCGCAAUUGGUAACCGCAAAAUGGCAACCGACUUCGCUGCUGCUUUCGGUGGUACGAUCCAAGUCGAGGCUGGCCCUGGAUCCGAAGCUACUGCAGAAGAUGAAGAGGGGGAAGACGCGGUGGCCGAGGAACUACGCACUAAGAUCCAAGAGAUGGAGAGUCAGCUUAGUCAAGUUUACAACCCGGAUCUGAAGACUAGAAUGGGGGUGAUACUCGAUGGUUUGAAAGCGCAAUUGCGAGAGCGGGAGGGUACACCGGAGGCAAGCACAUAUACUGGGGAUGAUGAGGAUGACGAGAAUGAUGAAGAUGAUAGUGAAGAAGGGAGUGAGGAUGAAAGAAACGAGGAUGUCGAUAGUGAGAGUGAUUGA